Messenger RNA from Lycium barbarum (goji berry), 821 nucleotides. RefSeq names its product proteinase inhibitor type-2 CEVI57. The transcript is spliced from 2 exons. Gene Ontology annotation, molecular function: serine-type endopeptidase inhibitor activity. NCBI's taxonomy places the organism in Eukaryota, Viridiplantae, Streptophyta, Magnoliopsida, Solanales, Solanaceae. The coding region runs from base 60 to 668 and encodes 202 amino acids. The record is from RefSeq and is a predicted model, not a curated record.
GGAGGAUAGACCCACCUUACACAAAAAGAAAACAAGGUGAUCACGAAAAAGAAUUCAUAAUGGCUGUUCAGAAAGUUAGUUUCCUCGCUCACCUACUUGUUCUUGGAAUGUUUCUAGUUGUUAGCAUGGUGGAACAUGCCAAGGGUUAUACCAAAGAAUGCGGUAAUCUUGGCUAUGGGAUAUGCCCACGUUCAGAAGGAAGUCCGGAAAAUCCCAUAUGCACCAAUUGUUGCUCAGGCUAUAAGGGUUGCAACUAUUACAAUGCUAACGGAACUUUUAUUUGUGAAGGAAAAUCUGACCCUAAAAACCCAAAUUCUUGUCCCAGGAAUUGUGAUCCACAAAUUGCUUAUUCAAAAUGUCCCCGUUCAGAAGGAAAGACGAUAAUUUAUCCCACCGGAUGCACCACUUGUUGCACGGGAUACAAGGGUUGCUACUAUUUCGGUCAAGAUGGCGAUUUUGUCUGUGAAGGAGAGAGUACUGAACCCAAGGCUUGUACUCUGGAAUGUGACCCUAGAGUUGCUGACAUGACUUGCCCAUCAUCUGGAUUGGCCAAGCUUAAUCAAGUUUGCGUCAACUGUUGCACUGCAGGAGAGGGUUGCAAACUUUAUGGUCAUGAUGGAUCUUUACUUUGUACCGGGGAGCCUCAAAGCUAUAACUCCGCAGCAUAAGGCACCUGCUUAUUUCUAAUCAAUAAUUUAUUGUAUGGCUAUUAAUGCAUGAAAUAAAAGCAUGACGAUAUAUGCAAUCAGGUCAUGCUAAUCUCUGUGAUGUGGGCAUUAAAGUUGUUUUCCACAAAGGUGUUCAAGGGUUUAAUGAAGCAC